AGAGUAGGGAACAAAGGGCCUUACCUUGGCAGACUUCACAAGCCUUUAACACGUGAUAAAGAAUACAAAAAAAAAAAAAAAACCCUCCUCGCCAUUACCCACACUCUCCCCAAAAGCAGCUGCUACUGCUAGCAUUAGCAAAGCACUUUGCAUGCGUGUAUUAAAAGAGGCAGGAUUCUUCUUCAUCAUCAUCUUCUUCUUCCCCAUUCUCAAUCCAUUUCUCCUCCAACAACGAAACUGAAGCAAAGCCCCAAGCUUUACUUUCCUUCACUGUAACCCACUUCCAUAUAUCUCUCAAGCAGCCAGCCGGAGUGUGUUGUUGUGAUCUUUGGUGAGUGUGUAGUAUUGGGUUAGAUUGUAUUUAUUGUUCUUGCGGAGUUGCUGUAGUGUUGGCCCCAAUUCAAUUUAUUUAUUGGUUUGCUCUCUUUUUCGGCUGAUCUCGCAGCAGAGCAAUAAAUUCGGGUUUGGGAUAUGGGGAUAGUGAUUUCACUCAACUCACUCACUGGCCCUUUUCAAAGUUUAUUCCUUUUUCUUCUCCUCUUCCCUCCUCCUCCUUUGCAUAACACCUUCUUGUUCUUUUUGGCCUUUUCUAUGUGUAGUCUUGUGGGUUUCCAAAUCUCUCUGUUGAUGGAAUAACAAGAAUUUAAUGUUUUGGAAUGCCGGGUUGCUGCUGUGUUUGCUUCUUCCUUCCUUUCCAUCCCUUCAAUAUAUGCCCUGCUUCUGGCCUUUUCUGCUUGUUAGAUUUCUAUUCUUCUUCCUGCACUUUUGUGGGCUGUAGGGGGUAGAGGGGGGAGAACUUACUGGAGAAGGCCCGAAGGGUCUACUUUUCCGUCCAUUUCUUCGGUUUCUCCACCAAGUGUUUGCAAUAAUCCUCUGAGAGAGAAAGAUUAGUUUGAAAGCUUCUCCCUUUGUCUGCUUCCUUUUGGCUCUCCUCCUUCCCUCAUGCAACUGUGAUUUUCGCAAAAAUGGAACCCUCUAAAUGCCUCGGGGAUACUCAUGGAGGGUAUUUCACUAUUCCUUCUUCUUCUUCUUGCUCUUCUUAUUCUUCCUGGUUCUGGUUUUGGGGUUUCGUGUUCUCUCCAUUUCCCCCCCCUUCAGCUCGAGAAAAGAAUGAGCACCACUAGAUUCAUUCAAAGCAUGGGAACCCAAUUUUAAAACUACUAGUUUCUAGUCACUCCCCCCCACGCCACUACCACAAAAGUAAAAAAAAAUGUCUAAAUACUUGAUUAUUUUAUAUCUUCAGCCUUCAGUACUGUUCAUGUAAUGGAGAGCACUGUUCUUAUUCAAUUACCCAUUUCCAACUUCCAUCUGUAUCUGUGGGUGGGCGUCCAUCCAAAUCACGAACAGUCAGCUACAAGAACUGUAACUCUCCGCUUCUGGGUUAUCCAAUCUCUUCUGAAAAUGCUUUGUGUGUCCAAAAACUUUGGUGAAUCUGUCUGGGUCUCCUGUCACAAAUCUUACAUGAGUAACAGUGAAAAAUGUUCAAAUGCAAAUGUCUUUGUCCAACUUUUGUUUGCGUAUUCCAGCUAGCACUACUCAUUUGCUAUAUUUGCCUUUCAUUUUGGCAAGCAUGCAAUUUUUUUUUCCUUCCCUCACUUCUUCUUUGUUUCCUGCCCUUUUGUUGUAGUUCGGGAAGCAAAUGUGCGAAGGCUAGAAGAGCAGAGUAGCUUUCUUGGUGUCCGGUGAACGUGAAAAACAACCUUGGAAGUGUUAAGAGUGGUUUUGUUAUAAAGCUACACAAGAAUGCCAAUAGGACAGAUGAAAGAGAGCUCGGAGCAGCACUUAGUGAUCAAGCCUCAGUUUCAGAACGUUGCAAACAGGCCUGCUAAAAACCGCAAGACUGCUCAGAAUGGGAAAGGGCCACCGUCUCAAUCCCAGGAAACCCAUAAUGCUGCUGCUACUACCAAGCCCCAGAAUGAGAGUUCAAGCUCGCCUCCUGCUGCCGGGAAGAACAGAGGGAGAAGGAGAAGCAGAGGUGGCCGGAAAUCUGAUCAAGCUGAGGCCUUUAUGAGGCCAAGCUCAAGGCCAUGUACUGUGGCUCACAAGCCUGCCAAUGGAAGAGGCGACGAUGAUGAUGGUGUUGGUGGGUCCCUUCCAAAUGGGUCAAUUGAAAACUGUGGAGCCAUGGUAACGGGUCAGCCGCAGCAGCUGGGUUUUCCCACCUCGAGCAAGUCUUUGAACUUUGCUCAAAGGCCUGGCUUUGGUCAGCUUGGGACAAAGUGUGUUGUCAAGGCAAAUCACUUCUUUGCAGAGUUACCAAACAAGGACUUAAAUCAGUAUGAUGUUACUAUCACUCCUGAGGUGGCAUCAAGAACCAUUAAUAGAGCUAUAAUGGCAGAGCUAGUGAGGCUCCACAGAGACUCUGAUCUAGGAAUGAGACUUCCUGCUUAUGAUGGCAGAAAGAGUCUUUACACAGCUGGUCAGCUUCCCUUUGCUUGGAAGGAGUUCACCAUUAAGCUAAUUGAUGAUGAGGAUGGUGUAAAUGGUCCCAAGAGGGAAAGAGAAUACAAAGUGGCCAUUAAGUUUGUUGCAAGGGCUAACAUGUACCACUUGGGUCAAUUUCUGGCUGGUAAACGUGCUGAUGCUCCCCAGGAAGCUCUCCAAAUUCUUGACAUUGUAUUGAGAGAACUCUCCUCGAAAAGGUAUUGUCCCAUAGGUAGGUCAUUCUUUUCACCUGAUAUUAGAGCGCCUCAAAGACUGGGUGAGGGUUUGGAGUCAUGGUGCGGAUUCUACCAGAGCAUCAGGCCUACUCAAAUGGGCCUCUCACUGAAUAUUGAUAUGGCUUCUGCUGCAUUUAUCGAGCCCCUUCCUGUGGUGGAGUACGUAGCUCAGCUUCUUGGUAAAGAUGUGUUGUCGAGGCCAUUGUCUGAUUCUGACCGUGUGAAGAUCAAAAAGGCUCUUAGAGGAGUAAAAGUUGAAGUUACUCACCGAGGGAACGUUCGACGUAAAUAUCGCGUCUCAGGACUAACAGCUCAACCCACAAGAGAGCUAGUGUUUCCUGUAGAUGACAACUCAACCAUGAAAUCGGUUGUUGAGUACUUCCAAGAGAUGUAUGGCUUCACCAUCCAACAUACACACCUUCCAUGUCUUCAAGUGGGGAACCAGAAGAAGGCAAACUAUCUACCUAUGGAGGCAUGCAAGAUUGUUGAGGGGCAGAGGUACACGAAAAGGUUAAAUGACAAACAAAUUACCGCCCUGCUAAAAGUUACUUGUCAAAGGCCUAGGGAUCGAGAAAAUGACAUCUUGCAGACAGUUCAGCAUAAUGCAUAUGAUCAAGACCCUUAUGCAAAAGAGUUUGGACUUAAAAUAAGUGAAAAGCUAGCUUCCGUCGAGGCUCGAAUCCUCCCUGCCCCUUGGCUGAAAUAUCACGACACAGGGAAGGAAAAAGACUGUUUGCCUCAGGUUGGUCAAUGGAACAUGAUGAACAAGAAAAUGAUUAAUGGAAUGAAUGUGAAACGAUGGGCUUGCAUUAAUUUCUCAAGGAGUGUACAAGAAAAUGUUGCUCGUGGAUUUUGCAAUGAACUUGCUCAAAUGUGCCAAGUUUCUGGCAUGGAAUUCAAUCCAGACCCUGUAAUCCCUAUCUACAAUGCCAGGCCCGAGCAAGUAGAAAAAGCUUUGAAGCAUGUCUUUAAUGCAUCUAUGAACAAGACCAAGGGGAAAGAACUGGAACUACUAUUAGCUAUUCUACCAGACAACAACGGUACCUUAUAUGGCGACCUCAAGAGAAUAUGUGAAACUGAUCUUGGUUUAAUCUCGCAAUGCUGCCUCACGAAGCAUGUAUUCAAGAUCAGCAAGCAGUACUUGGCUAAUGUGUCCUUAAAGAUCAAUGUCAAGAUGGGUGGAAGGAACACUGUGCUGUUAGAUGCUAUCAGCUGCAGAAUACCAUUAGUGAGCGAUAUACCAACCAUAAUAUUUGGUGCAGAUGUGACUCAUCCGGAGAAUGGGGAAGAUUCAAGCCCCUCCAUUGCAGCUGUUGUAGCUUCACAGGACUGGCCCGAGGUGACCAAAUAUGCUGGAUUAGUUUGUGCUCAAGCUCACAGGCAAGAACUCAUACAAGAUCUAUACAAAACGUGGCAAGAUCCUGUUCGGGGUACUGUUAGUGGUGGCAUGAUCAGGGAUCUUCUGAUUUCCUUCAGGAAGGCAACAGGACAGAAGCCAUUGCGAAUAAUAUUCUACAGAGAUGGAGUUAGUGAAGGUCAAUUUUAUCAGGUCUUGCUCUACGAGCUGGAUGCAAUUCGCAAGGCUUGUGCUUCUCUGGAACCAAACUAUCAACCUCCAGUGACUUUUAUUGUAGUACAGAAGCGUCACCACACUCGAUUAUUCGCCAAUAACCAUAGGGACAGGAGUAGUACAGACAAAAGUGGUAACAUAUUGCCCGGCACGGUGGUUGAUACCAAGAUCUGCCACCCAAGCGAAUUCGACUUCUAUCUUUGUAGUCAUGCUGGAAUCCAGGGGACAAGCAGGCCAGCUCACUACCAUGUUCUAUGGGAUGAAAACAACUUCACAGCAGAUGGAAUCCAGUCCUUAACAAACAAUCUUUGUUACACUUAUGCAAGAUGCACCCGUUCCGUCUCAGUUGUUCCGCCGGCAUAUUAUGCUCAUUUGGCAGCCUUCCGAGCGCGGUUCUAUACAGAACCACAGAUGCAAGAGAAUGGAUCAUCAACCGGCAGCAAGGACACACGGCUGUCAGGAGAAGCCGGUGUGCGACCGUUACCAGCCUUGAAGGAGAAUGUGAAGAGGGUUAUGUUCUAUUGUUGAUUGCAACGAGAAAUGCAAGACUCGCUAGUGGCAUUACUCCGAACUCGAGGAUGUCAGUUGGAGGGAGCAGAAGCUGCAAACAGCAAAGAAAGCCAAAGCAGAAAAGCAACCAACUUCCCUUGUAAAUGUGUUAACAAUGGAUUGGAUAUCCUAGCUAGCUUAGAGUUUCUGCAGGAUUUUCCCCACUUCAUGCCAUGGGUGAAUACUGAAUAGAGAAGAAGCAGAAGGAAAUUGACCCAACAGCUAGACAUUUUAGAGGAAGAUAAGCGUAGUGGCUUGCUCUUCAGACUAGACCAACCUCAAGUUACGUGUAUUUACUAUUUUCCCUUUUGCUUCAGGCCCCAGGGGAAAAUGCAGCUCUCAUAGUUAGUGUUACGUUUAAAACUGUCUUGGCUUGUAAAGUUCCUUUUCUAGAAUGUCUCUGUCCCGUUGGUUUUUCAUUUCUGGCUAGUGUUUCGUGAGAUUACAUUAAAACUGAGAUUGACUG
Linum trigynum is the source of this 5245-nucleotide messenger RNA. NCBI's taxonomy places the organism in Eukaryota, Viridiplantae, Streptophyta, Magnoliopsida, Malpighiales, Linaceae. The record is from the annotation of a GenBank genome assembly.